Messenger RNA from Haliotis rufescens (red abalone), 549 nucleotides. RefSeq lists its product as uncharacterized. NCBI's taxonomy places the organism in Eukaryota, Metazoa, Mollusca, Gastropoda, Lepetellida, Haliotidae. The coding region runs from base 91 to 492 and encodes 133 amino acids. The transcript is spliced from 4 exons. The record is from RefSeq and is a predicted model, not a curated record.
UGAAGGGAGCGCAGCCUGAUAAGAACACGUAUAAAAAGAUCCCAACAAGUGGCACUUCUUCGCUUCUCGCUGCUGCUACUCACAUUCACCAUGCUGAAGAUUGUGCUGAUUGCCUGCGUUGUGUAUCUGGCCCAGGCCCAGACAACCCUUGCUCCCAAAGCAACUCACCAUCCUCACCACACCCACGCGGUCCACACCCACGCGGUCCACACCCACGCCACACCUCCUCCACAUGGGGCAUUCUCCUUCGCCUACGACAAGAACAUAGGUGAAAUGGUGAUGAUCUCCAAGACUCACUGCUACCUGUGGGCACUGUCCGACGCCCAGAAGAUGGACAUCCAUGACCCUGCUAAGAUAGAGACACUUGAGUUUCAACUCACUGCCCUCGCCUCCGACACCACGAAGCAGACUGUUCUGACAGGAACCCAAAGCCCGGACCAUUGGGUCACACGACAUUGUCAUAACAGGAUCAUGGUGCAGGUUGCAGCCUAAUGCAUCACAUAUAUAUUCCAUGUAUUGUCAUUCAUCAAUAAAAGAAGUUCUUUAUCA